AAGAUUCAAUUGCUUCCGUUUAUUUCCACCUAUUCUCCAAAAAUUUAUUCGCUCUUUCACUGUCUUUCUCUUUCCUCUUUUUUCAUCUUCCCCUCUUUCUCUCUCCUCUCUGAGCUUCAAUGGUUUUUGUGGAAUGAUCUGCAAAAGUUUGAUAGAUCCGGAAAGUUUCAAUCUUUUCAUGCUUUUUUUGUUUUCCUAGGUUUAAUGAAGUAACUCCAUGCCAUGGAAAUCGUCAGAUUUCUGCACUUAGGAAUCGACCAGUUUCAAUGAUGGGGUCUGAACUAAGCAUAACCUGAAAUAGGCUAUUGGUUUCCAGUGUAACUAAUAUGGAUAGGGCAGACACUUCAGGUUUUGUAAGUGGUGGAAGUUUCUUACUGAAGGCUCUUGUUGUCACUUGUUUACAUUUUGUGGAUGCUAGAAGUUUGUGGCUGAGACUGUAAUUCUAGUUUGUCUAGUUUGUUUUUCUAUUCUUAAUUUUUAAGUCAAUCAAGAUGAAUGUAAAUGAGAAGGGAGCGUACUUCUCUUGCUCUAAUGAAUUUGCUAGAAACGACAACUUGGGGGAUACCACUUUGCGGUUGGACUGCCUUGGCUAUGGAAGGAGUAGUGGUUCUCAAUUUUUUAAUACCCAAAAUGACCCUGGGGUUUUUAGUUCCAUGACUCUCGAUGAUGGUUGCAGAUUGGUGCUCGGGUUAGGCCCUACAGCAAGAUCCAGUUCAGAAGAUAAACAAACGAAAGGAUCAUCUUCAUCAUUGUUACAGGGGUUGUCAGGCGAUGGUGAUUCAAUCUUACAAUUGGGACUUUCUGGAGUAACUGGAGACUUGUUCGGAUCUCUGGAAUAUUCAACUUCAACCCAGACUGAUUUAAAUGCACAUCAUUUCCCUAGACAAGUAACUGCUGCUGAUCCUACUCAUGUUAUUCCUGUAGCUGAUGAAGGCUCCACUUCUGCUAAGCAAUCAGGUGGUUAUAUGCCAUCUCUUCUUUUGGCUCCUACAAGGGAUCGCAGACAAGCCCCUGUGCCGAUGUGGGAUAUGUUAGAUCUUAGCUCAAAAUCUUCUUCUGAUAAAUCUCAUCUGGGUUCUGAGCCUUCAAGUUGCACCAUGGGAACUAUAUCCGAGCAUUCAGGCACUCCUACAUCUGUGGAUAAUAGGCCGUCUCAUAAUGCGAAGAAGUGCCGUUUUAUGGGUUGUAUAAAAGGAGCUCGGGGAGCAUCAGGUUUGUGUAUUGGUCAUGGUGGUGGUCAGAGAUGCCAGAAACCCGGUUGUAAUAAGGGUGCAGAAAGCCGUACUGCUUUCUGCAAGGCUCAUGGAGGAGGGAAGAGGUGCCAGCACUUAGGAUGCACUAAAAGUGCUGAGGGAAAGACUGACUACUGCAUAGCUCAUGGUGGAGGUCGCCGAUGUGGGUAUUCUGGGGGUUGCUCUAAAGCAGCACGUGGGAAAUCAGGGCUUUGUAUUCGGCAUGGUGGAGGUAAGAGAUGUAAGAUGGAAGGUUGCACAAAGAGCGCCGAAGGUCGGGCAGGUCUUUGUAUUUCACAUGGGGGUGGAAGGCGAUGUCAAUUUCCGGAUUGUGCAAAGGGUGCUCAAGGAAGCACUAUGUUUUGCAAAGCACAUGGAGGGGGAAAACGAUGCAUUUUUGCUGGCUGUACAAAGGGUGCAGAGGGGAGCACACCGUUGUGCAAAGGACAUGGUGGGGGUAAGCGAUGCAUGUUUGAUGGGGGUGGGAUCUGCCCAAAGAGUGUUCAUGGGGGAACAAACUUCUGUGUUGCUCAUGGAGGUGGGAAGAGGUGUGCUGUUCCUGGGUGCACAAAGAGUGCACGUGGGCGCACCGAUUGCUGUGUCAAGCAUGGUGGUGGAAAGCGAUGUAAGGUUGUAAACUGCGGAAAGAGUGCUCAAGGUAGCACCGAUUUCUGCAAAGCUCAUGGAGGUGGGAAACGGUGUUGUUGGGGCGAUGGAAAAUGUGAAAAAUUCGCGAGGGGUAGAAGUGGGCUAUGUGCAGCCCAUAGUAGCAUGGUCCAAGAGAGGGAAAACAGGAGAGGCAUGAUCGGGCCUGGCUUGUUCCACGGGCUUGUUUCGACCACUUCUACCGUCGCUAGCAGCCUGGAAAACAAGAAUUCUUCGUCCGGAAUGAGUGUUAUCUCUGAUUGUGGAGAUUCAUUGGGACGGCCAGCUAAAAGGCAGCAUCUCAUCCCUCCUCAGGUUCUAGUACCCCUAUCAAUGAAGUCCGCAUCAUCUCAUUCUGUGCAGACAACUCACGGCGAACAGAAUGUUGAUAGUGGUAGGGGCAGUUUUGGGUUCUUAAUACCAGAGGGCAGAGUUCAUGGUGGAGGCUUGAUGUCAUUGCUUGGGGGAAAUCUAAUUGAUAACGCCGUGCAUGGGCUAUGAAGGUGUAAAAAUUAUGAUGCUGUAUUAUUUGCUGCAUUUUCAUCAAGGUUAUUCCUCUGAUCCCUUGUAUUGUUAUUCUUGUAAUUGUGUAUAAAGCUGUAAGUCUAUGUCACUACAUGUACAAAUAGUUUCUGUAAACCGUGGAUAUUUUAUUGUGGUGGUGGCAUUCACCCUGCAUUACUACACAGUUAAUGAGCUCUAUGUAUAAUUACCAGUUUAGCACUU
Beta vulgaris subsp. vulgaris (sugar beet) is the source of this 2603-nucleotide messenger RNA. RefSeq lists its product as hypothetical. The coding region runs from base 492 to 2378 and encodes 628 amino acids. The record is from RefSeq and is a predicted model, not a curated record. NCBI's taxonomy places the organism in Eukaryota, Viridiplantae, Streptophyta, Magnoliopsida, Caryophyllales, Amaranthaceae. The transcript has 2 exons.